Molecule: messenger RNA, 1958 nt
Organism: Marmota monax (woodchuck)
Lineage: Eukaryota; Metazoa; Chordata; Mammalia; Rodentia; Sciuridae
Gene: Layn
Product: layilin
Exons: 8
Coding region: 50-1300 (416 amino acids)
Molecular function (GO): hyaluronic acid binding
Source: RefSeq, a predicted model, not a curated record
CUGAGCCCUCCCUGCCUCUCCCAGAGCCAGGUCCGUCGGUCCUCGGGAAAUGCUACUACCACGAUUGCAAUUGUCGCGCACGCCUUCGCCAGUCAGACUGCUCUACCACUGUUGGGCCCGGGUCCGAAGACGCAUCACCCAGAGUGGAAACAUGCAGCCAGGAGUGGCUCUGCAGGCUGUGCUGCUGGCGGUGCUGCUGGCGGGGCCACGGGGCGUGAAAAGUCGCCUUCUGAGCGCCUCGGAUUCGGACCCCAGAGGAGGGCAGCUGGUUUGCCGGGGAGGGACACAGAGGCCUUGUUAUAAAGUCAUUUAUCUCCAUGAUGCUUCUAGAAGACUGAACUUUGAGGAAGCCAAAGAAGCCUGCAGGAGGGAUGGGGGCCACCUAGUCAGCAUCGAAUCUGGAGAUGAGCAGAGAUUGAUAGAAAAGUUCAUUGAAAACCUCUCAGCAUCUGAUGGUGAUUUCUGGAUUGGACUCAGAAGGCAUGAAGAGAAGAGAAGCAACAGCACAGCCUGCCAAGACCUUUAUGCUUGGACUGAUGGCAGCAUGUCAAAAUUUAGGAACUGGUAUGUGGAUGAGCCUUCCUGUGGUAGUGAAGUCUGUGUAGUCAUGUACCAUCAGCCUUCAGCACCUGCUGGCAUUGGGGGCCCCUACAAGUUCCAGUGGAAUGAUGACCGAUGCAACAUGAAGAACAACUUUAUUUGCAAAUAUUUUGAUGAGAAACCAACAGCUCCUUCCACAAGACCUGGAGGUGAAAGAACAGAGCCAGCAACACCCACAAUUCCAGAGGAAACACAGAAAGAAGAUGCCAAAGAAACAUUUAAAGAAAGUAAAGAAGCUUCCUUGAAUCUUGCCUACAUCCUAAUCCCCAGCAUUCCCCUUCUCCUCCUCCUUGUGGUCACCACAGUCAUAUGUUGGGUUUGGAUCUACAGAAGGAGGACACGGGAACAGGCAGACCCUAGCAUAAAAGGAAAACACAACAUCUGGCCCUCUCCUCACCAAGAACACAGCCCAGACCUAGAGGUUUACAAUGUCAUAAGAAAACAAAGUGAAGCCGAUUUAGCUGAGCCCCGGCCAGACCUGAAGAACAUUUCAUUCCGGGUGUGUUCAGGAGAAGCCACUCCUGACAACAUGUCUUGUGACUAUGACAACAUAGCUGUGAACCCUUCAGAAAGCGGGUUUGUGACUAUGGCAAGUGUGGAAAGUGGAUUUGUAACCAAUGACAUUUAUGAGUUCUCCCCUGACCAAAUGGGGAGGAGCAAGGAAUGCAGAUGGGUAGAAAAUGAAAUAUAUGGUUACUAGGACACAUGAAAAAAAAAUUUGAACUGAUAAGAAUGGAAAAUAUAUAAGAAGAAAAUUCUCCUAUUUUCUAUAAAGGGAAGUACUCAGAAUGUCUAUGAAAAUGCUCAGAUCAGGUCCUGGGGGUGAGCAUGUGAUCCCCACUAACCCCUGUUGGGUUCCCAAGUUCUGGCUUUAUCCCUUGUCCCAGCCUCUUUCUCACCCAGCGGGACCUUAUGAAAAAGCACCUUGGGGGCUGGGAUUGUGGCUCAGUGAUAGAGCGCUUGCCUAGCAUGUGUGAGGCACUGGGUUUGAUUCUCAGCACCACAUAUAAACAAUUAAGUAAAAUAAUAAAAGUCCAUCAAUAACUAAUAAAAAUAUUUUUUAAAAAGCACCUUGGCACAUAGUGGUGUCCCAAUAAAUGUCAGUCGACUGUCAGUUAAAAAAACAGUACUUUAACUGACAAAGAUGGAGCUUGUAGCUGUAGAACAUGGGGAGCCCACCUCUAGGUUCUGUUUUUCUUGCUCUAUACAGCAGCACACAUAAUCACAAAGAGAUAGACUACAGCAUCUUUUCAAAGCCCAAGUAUAGUAGCCCCAGGCUGGCCUGCCCAUCAGCAAUUUUCAUAUCUUUUUUUUUUUUUCCUCAAAGAAUAAAAUCAAAUAAAAAGCAGGAAACAGAA